CCAGUCGCCGUCUUUUUUCGUCUCAUUUUUGUUUCAUUUUUGUUUUCUCCUUACUCAUUAAUACCUAUUGUAACUCAUACAAUUUCGAUUUCGUCUUCAAGAUGACUCGAAAAGUCUACGUUCCGUAUAACCAGGUCCACAAACUCUGUCAAUCUUCCGCUGACAAGAUCCUAAACGAAUUUCACCCGAAUCUUAUGAUUGCUAUUGGUGGUGGUGGAUAUGUUCCUGCUCGUAUCCUACGGUCGUUCCUCAAGCGCCCCGGUGAACCCAAUAUCCCUAUCCAAGCUAUUGGUCUGUCGCUCUACGAGGACCUUGGUCGUGGAGACCCAGAGGAAGUCCCCGGAACGAAGGUCACCCGUACACAGUGGUUGGAUCUCAGCUCACUGGAGAUGUCCAAUCUGAUUGGCAAGAACAUUCUGAUCGUUGACGAAGUUGAUGAUACCCGAACCACGCUGGAAUAUGCUGUCCGUGAGCUCCAGAAGGACGUGGAAGAGGCCCAGAAACAGCUUGGACGCGAGGGCGAGAAGACAAGAUUUUUCGUGUUUGUCUUGCAUAACAAAAAUAAGCCUAAGAAGGGGACCCUACCCUCAGAGAUGAUGGAGUCAGGCAAUUACCAUGCGGCCGUUACGACAGACGACGUUUGGAUCUGCUACCCGUGGGAGGCAAGCGAUAUUGACGAGCAUGACCGGUUGGCUAAGGAGAAUCCUCUUAUUUGAGCCUCUCUCCAUUUCCUAUCCACUUCCUUCCCUAUUUUUCAAGACCUCUUUGACAAUCUGCCUUUUAGCGGCUAGCAUACUCCUUCAUAUCAUUUGACCUAUUUUAUUGUGCAUACUCUUGCUUGAAGACAUAUGAGAUGGUACGUCACGAACAAUUCUGACGAUGAGACUUUUCCUGCCUUUCAAUAGAAGAAAGAAUAUAAAAGAAACAACCACUAUGUGAAAGAGAAAAGCAAUCAUCAUUUUGGUACAGGAUAAUUAUGCUGUACUUCUGCUCUGUUCCAAAUAUAUAGCACUUUACUCC
Messenger RNA from Monascus purpureus, 1020 nucleotides. The record is from the annotation of a GenBank genome assembly. Lineage: Eukaryota; Fungi; Ascomycota; Eurotiomycetes; Eurotiales; Aspergillaceae.